This is a messenger RNA of Erythranthe guttata (spotted monkey flower), 2115 nucleotides long. NCBI's taxonomy places the organism in Eukaryota, Viridiplantae, Streptophyta, Magnoliopsida, Lamiales, Phrymaceae. The record is from RefSeq and is a predicted model, not a curated record.
AUGGAUGAGUUGUUUGAAAUGAUAGAGGAGAUGCGAGAUGCAGAACCUGAUCAAUCUUAUGAUUCAGGUAUACAAAAUUUUGAAAGAUUGCUUAGUGAUAUUAAGCGUGAAUUGUACCCUGGCUGCAAGAAAUAUUCGUUGUUAUCUUUCAUUGUCAAGUUAUUGCAUAUUAAAGUGAUGAAUAAAAUGACAGACAAGACGAUGAAUUUGAUUCUCGAAUUGAUCAAAGACAUAUUACCGGAGGGUAAUAUAGUUCCACCAUCUCUUUAUAGUGCUAGAAAACUUCUUUUUGGAAUAGGGUUGGGUUAUGAGAAGAUCGAUGUUUGUAAAUAUGAUUGUUCAUUAUUUUGGAAGGAGAAUGAGCAGGAAGAGUCCUGUCCAGUUUGUAAGGAACCUCGAUGGAUGUAUAAUGAUGGCAAAAGCAAAAGAACCCCGCAUAAGAUUUUGAGAUACUUUCCUUUGAAAUCUAGGUUGCAGAGGCUUUUCAUGUCUUCUAAAACAGCUUCAGAUAUGAGGUGGCAUGCUGAAAAACACAUUGAUAUUGAAGGAACACUGAGUCAUCCAGCGGAUUCACUUUCUUGGAAAGAUUUUAAUUUGCAGCAUCCUACUUUUGCCGCUGAUGCACGUAACGUUAGACUUGGGCUGGCUACAGAUGGAUUCAAUCCCUUUGGAAACAUGAGUAAUUCUUAUAGCAUGUGGCCUAUUAUACUUAUUCCAUAUAAUAUGCCAUUAUAUAAAUGCAUGAAAGACGAAUUCUUUAUGAUGUCAUUGCUAAUCCCUGGCCCUCAAGCUCCUGGAAAAGAUAUUGAUGUCUUUCUUAGGCCAUUAAUUGAUGAGCUAAAGGAAUUGUGGAAUGGUGUUGAGACUUACGAUGCUUGCAAGAAAGAAAAAUUCCAAAUGCGGGCAAUAAUUAUGUGGACAAUAAAUGAUUUUCCUGCACUUAGCAAUUUAUUUGGAUGGACUACAAAAGGGUAUAUGGCAUGUCCAUGUUGUUUGUAUAUGACUGAUUCCAGAAAACUUAGAAGCAAAAUAUGCUACAUGGGACAUCGCCGUUAUCUAGAGAGGGAUCAUCCUUAUCGAAAGAGUAAGAAGUUUGAUGGUCAGCCUGAAACACGUUUGAAACCAAUCGAAUGGACCGGUGAAGAGAUAAUUUUGAAUUUAAACAAUUUAGAGCAAGUAUUUGACAAGCUCGGGAAGCACCCAAGUAAAAAAAAGAGGAAACGCAGCCACGAGGAAGGGAAUUGGGUUAAGAAAUCCAUAUUUUUUGAGUUACCCUACUGGCAUACACUUAAGUUGCGGCACAAUCUUGAUGUGAUGCAUGUGGAGAAAAAUAUAUGUGAUAAUGUGUUAGGCACAUUAUUGAACAUUGAUGGAAAAACAAAAGAUACAGAAAAGGCACGCGAAGACUUACGUGAUCUUUAUAUAAGGAAAGAAUUGCAUUUGCAGAAAUAUGGGAAUAAUAUUAUAAAGCCUAAAGCAUGUUACAAUUUAUCUCCAAGUGAGAAAAGGGGCUUCUGUGAUUUUCUGAAAACUCUCAAAUUCCCCGAUGGUUAUGCAUCAAACAUUUCUAGAUGUGUAAAAGAUACAAAGAUUUUAGGUCUUAAGUCUCAUGAUUGCCAUAUUCUUUUACAACGAAUAAUUCCUAUUGGCAUUCGAGGAUAUCUAGUUAAGGAUGUGACUGAAGCAUUAUUCGAGUUAGGUGAUUUCUUCAAAACUUUGUGUGCGAAGACAUUGAUGAUUGCAGAUAUAGAUAAAAUGGAGAGAAAUAUUCCUGUUAUUUUGUGUAAGUUGGAGAAAAUAUUUCCUCCGGCAUUUUUUGAUGUCAUGGUCCACUUGGCUGUUCACUUGCCUAGUGAAGCAAAACUUGCUGGGCCUGUCCAUUCUCGUUGGAUGUAUCCAAUUGAAAGGUUUCUUAAAUCUCUUAAAGGAUAUGUGCGCAAUAAAGCACGCCCCGAAGGUUCGAUAGCUGAAGGCUACAUUAGACAAGAUAUGCAGUUGGAAGAAAUGAAGAUGGGGCUGACGAUCAUCGAGAGUGUGAAUUAUCAGUCUUCAAACAAAAGGUCAAACCAUUUGGACCUCUUAAGGAAUGCAAUGCACUUUCACAAAAAGAAAUGA